Messenger RNA from Drosophila hydei, 4473 nucleotides. RefSeq lists its product as uncharacterized. Gene Ontology annotation, molecular function: calcium ion binding; Notch binding. The transcript is spliced from 11 exons. NCBI's taxonomy places the organism in Eukaryota, Metazoa, Arthropoda, Insecta, Diptera, Drosophilidae. Gene Ontology annotation, biological process: Notch signaling pathway. The record is from RefSeq and is a predicted model, not a curated record. The coding region runs from base 460 to 3819 and encodes 1119 amino acids.
ACAGCAACGCCAACGGCAACGGCAAUAACAACAGCAACAGCAACAGCAACUUUAACCAUAACAAAUGACUCGCACAGCAGCCACGGCACCAAUGUGGUCAGCUCUUCAGCUCUGGAUCGAAACGAAGGAGUAGCGAAAACUUUAUCGGAAAUACAAAUUGGAAUUGUGGGUGCUUUAGCCACCUCAACCACGACGUCAACGGCCAAGCCCACCACCACGACGACAGCAGCAGCGAGGGUUGCCACAACAGCAGCAGCAGCAGCAGCAGCAGCAGCAGCAGCAGCAGCAGCAGCCGCAGCAUCACCAGCGGCAGCAACUGCAGCAGCCAUUUCAAGCGGAAAUGAAGCAGGCAGACAAAUCAGCAAUUUUGAGGCUGCAACAACGACUACGGAAGACUCUGCAGCUGGCAAAGAAAGCUCGACAACGGAAGCAACAGCCACCACUACGGCGGAUAGGCUAAUGACGACAAACGUGCCGCCACUUGCAUCGUUGAGUAGCAUUUUCGACAGGCUUUAUCGCAUUAAGCUGAGCGAGACGGCAUCCCAGCAGCAGCAGCAGCAGCAGCAGCCAGAGAGCUCCUCAGCUACGCCACUCGAUAUACAAAUGCAGGCAGCUGAGUCGUAUCAGGUGGCCGAAACUCUAGCCGAUCUCAAUGAGGAUGAGCGCACACGCUACGGCGCUAUGUUGGCCCAACAGCCAGUGAGCCAAAGUAAGCUGAAUAUUGUGGAUCUGUAUCCGGUGCAGUUGGAAGACUUUCAGCCUCGCGCCGAUAAUGUGGAGCUGCUCAGAGAGCCUGCGAUAUUCAGGCAGUCUGAGAAUGCUGAAGAAUAUCGACAGAAUCUCAUGCCCAAUGAGGUGGGCUUGCAGGCAGCGGAAUACAGCUCUAAUACCAAUCAGGCAACAACUAUGAAGACGGCAACGACUCCGCUGAUGGCUACGCCAAGCGUGGCCACAACGUCGAGCUAUUUCACUGGCAAGCUCUUGGCUGAGCAGGAUGAUUUGAUAACCGAAAUUGAGCGUAAGUUUCAAUUGGAGGAAACGACAACUGCGGCACCUGCAAGUUCCAGUCGGGCUCGGCUCACAGAGCUGCCUCAACUGCAGCCAGGGGAUACGUACGUAGAUCGACGCGUGAAGAAGAACUUCGAGUUUCCAAUGCAGCAACGGGCCAGCGAUGUUAUGGCCCUGCCACACAUUGACUUUGCCAAUACCAAGUUCAAUACAGACGCGAAUGAUGGGCGACCGGUCAGGAUAACAGCAGCAGCCGCAGCAGCAGCAGCAGGAGGAGGAGGUGGAGCAAGAGGAGCUGUGGCAGCAGCGGGAGCACCCACACAUCCAGAGUUCUCAACCACAAAGUUUUACAACAGUAAAGAGUUGUACAACGAAAUGUUGUUGCAUAAUAAACGAAAGUUAAUGAAAGAAAUUGGGUAUGCGACAGCAGCUCCAAUCGAGACAGCGAGCAGCAUUAUAAAGUCAUCAGAGACCAUGGUUGGACAAAGUUCAGAGCAGCAGCCACGUCAAGUCAUUAGACCAAGCGAGACCACAAACUUGGAACUAAGCAGCUCAACAGAGUCUGCUACUACGACUACCCGGGCCUGGCCAACCAGACGCGUGACUUUGACGUCUACGGCGCAAACUUUUGAUGGGGCCACAACAGCAGCAGCAGCAGCAUCAGAGCCAGAAGCAGCAACAACAAUAACAAGUAAAUUGUCUACUAUGAGACCCAUUAAAUAUGGGCAGGAGCUAAAGCGCGCUAAGUUAUUGUUGAAGACUUUAACCCCGCUCGAUGCUGCUGUCGAACCGCAAAUGGAAAAGCUAGAAGUGGUCUCAGCGAAAAUCAAAAUAACAACAACGGCCGCCAAACAGAGUCCAGCUGACAUGGAAAAAUCCAGCCAGUUGGCUAAUCUUACAAAAUCGUCCUUAAAGCCAAUUGCUGUGCCGCGCAUUUUAAGUCGCCUACAGGAAAAAAUCAAUUCACUUGACUGUGACAUACAAAAUGUGCCGCAGGAUUCGCAUUUGUGGCGUGGAAACGAAACGCACGAGCUUCUCCUGCCAAAUGUGACGCCGCAGCAUUGCCAGCCCGACGAACCUUGCGCUCCCAAUAAGCUGACGUGGGAGGGCGAGGCUGAUAUUCAAUCCGGGGACAUUUUAAUUGUGGAAAUUAACGAUGCCAAGCUGAGUACGGAAAAAGUGCAGGACAAUAUAAAGAGCCAAAGCGCUGCGCAUGCCGCACAGGUCUAUCAGGUAACUCGUUCCGGGCACGAGCACUGCGAUGUCACCGAGGGCGUACUGCUGGAUAUAACGCCUCUAGUGGUCGAUGGCAGGAAGCUGGUUACGCUGUACGAUAAGGACCUCACGGAGGGAGUUAACUUGUUAAUUGUGGUGUCCGAGCUGUGGGGAGCGCAGUGUGUACGCCUAAAGGUGACCACAAAAACCGACAAUUGUGGCGAGAAUGCCGAUUGCUCCGGCAAGGGCGUGUGCUAUUCGAGCGGCGUGAUGGAGGAGUAUGAGUGCCAGUGCUGCGGCGGCUUUGCGGGUCCACAUUGCGAGGAAAUUGAUGCUUGUAACCCCAGUCCGUGCACUAACAAUGGCAUCUGUGUGGACCUCUCACAGGGCCAUGAGGGCAACUCGUAUCAGUGCUUGUGCCCAUACGGUUAUGCGGGCAAGAAUUGUCAAUAUGAAUCGGAUCUAUGCAAUCCAGCUGAGUGCAUGAAUGGCGGUAGCUGUCUCGGCAACUCAACGCAUUUUCGCUGUGAUUGCGCACCUGGAUACACGGGACCACUCUGCCAGCAUAGCCUAAACGAAUGCGAGUCGUCGCCCUGUCUGCAUGGCAUUUGUGUGGAUCAAGAAGACGGUUUUCGUUGCUUCUGUCAGCCAGGCUUUGCGGGCGAGCUGUGCAACUUUGAAUAUAAUGAAUGUGAAUCGAAUCCAUGUCAGAAUAGCGGCGAAUGUAUCGAUCACAUUGGCAGCUAUGAGUGCCGCUGCACGAAAGGUUACACGGGCAAUCGUUGCCAAAUAAAGGUUGAUUUCUGCGCCAAUAAGCCCUGUCCCGAAGGACAUCGCUGUAUCGAUCAUGGAAAUGACUUCAGCUGCGAAUGCCCAGGAGGUCGCAAUGGACCGGAUUGUAAUCAAAUGCCACGAACGCAAUGUAGCGUGAAUCCGUGCACCCAUGGCGGCACCUGCUGGUCCAGUGGUGAUAGCUUCUACUGUGCCUGUCGUCCCGGCUACACGGGCACCAUGUGCGAGGAUGAGUUUGUGGUGGAGACCGUCGUCAGUUCAAGUGAAUUUAUCGUCGACGACGCGAAUGCCAGAAAUUUUAAUGACAAAACUUUUAGUUCAUCGGUUGUGCUUAAAAGUCCCAUUGAAUUGCAUAAUGCAUAUUUUGCGGCUGGUGUUCUGGCGGCCGCCAUUUUCAUCGUUGCCAUUGUGGUCACAAUUUGUCACUGCAACGUGAAUCAAACGUACCGUAAGUUCUCGACGCGUUCCACUUCGUUUAUACCCAUAUUGGGGUUCACUCGACGACCCAAGAUGCAGGGCACUCUCAAUAAACACUGGCUAAGUGGCAAGGCGCUCAAUGAUCCCGCUGCAGUGGCACAGCGUGACGCAAGCUCUGCAGCAGCCAGCAGCAAUCCGGUGCAGCAGUCAACGCGCCAUUUGUCCUCGAAGCCAAAUGGCAGCAGCCACCACACACAGACAACGCUCGGCGGCCAGCUGCACGAGAGGCCUUUCCAAAGGCAUCUGGCCAUGAACAUGGAGAACGAUAUGUACUACACGGUUGACUUCAGCGAGAGCUCCUCACAGCAAUUGCCGCUAAUACAGUGAGGUUUGCCUACAGCAACCGGAACGGCAGCCGACGACGACGUUCGCUGGUUAGUUAAAUUUACGAAGAAGCUUCCAACACAUUAGUAGAAAUAGAAGCUCACUUCUUUGUGCUACUCUAGCAAUAAACGUUGCCAGUACUGACAAUAUGAGCAGUAUUGAUAUUAUUAAAUGACAAAUUCAAGUUGAGAAUAAAUAAAACUUUUAAUUAAGCUAAUAUAAUAUGAUAAUUCCAUGAUAAUAUGCUAAAGCUGCUUGUGUACUUAUUUUUAAACUGAAAUACUCUGAAAAAGGAAAGUUUUUAGUUCGAUACACAGAACAAGAUUAGAUUUAAUUCACUUCACUUCAGAGCGAUAGACUUUAGGGCAAUUUCCCGCGAAGAAGUUUACUACAAAAGGUAUUCAAUAUUUAAUUUGAUUUCCCCUUUUUUGUAUUGCCUGCCAGCAGAGAAGAUUAAACCAUUGAUUAAAUAAAUUCAUUUCAAUAAUAGGCCCAUUAUAGCUGCUGUUUUCAAUGGGCCACAUAAAUAAUCAAUUAAAAUUAACCGCGUUGAUCAAAUUUCACUAUUUGCGUGCAUAAAGAAUAGACAGCAAACUGUUAUUCAAUUACACAGGCCAACAAAAUUUGAUAAAAGUUCAUAAUCAGCCAUCAGACUGA